This is a messenger RNA of Episyrphus balteatus (marmalade hoverfly), 994 nucleotides long. It is a transcript of the gene MAGE, whose product is annotated as melanoma-associated antigen D2. The record is from RefSeq and is a predicted model, not a curated record. The transcript is spliced from 5 exons. Gene Ontology annotation, cellular component: nucleus. NCBI's taxonomy places the organism in Eukaryota, Metazoa, Arthropoda, Insecta, Diptera, Syrphidae. Bases 243 to 905 code for a protein of 220 amino acids.
GUUUCUGUUUUGACUUUGAAGACAACGGAUAAUUUAAUAAAUUUUAGCAUAAUUGUUUUAUAUAUUUUUAUUAAAUAAAUAUACAAAUUUGUUUAAAAGAAUUUUAGAAAAUAUAUUCAAAAACUAGAAAAUAAUAAAUGUUCAUAUUAAAAUCAAAGUAAAAACAGAUUUCAUUUCUCCAUAUAUAAAAGCAAGGAAUAUAAAAAGGCGCAAUUCUUCAAAGAACUUUUAUUUUUUAAAACAUGGAAGUGGACGAAGAAAACUUAUCAGACAACAGAGAACAUCGAAAUAAUGUUAUUCACUAUAUAUUGAAUAAUAGCUCUAGUAAAUAUCCUCUCAAGAAUUCGGAAAUUAUUUCUCGAGCUCUAAAUGGAAAGUCAUCUUUGUUAAGUCAAGUUAUUGGGGAUGUGAGAGAUGCCCUUGAAAAUACUUAUGGAAUUCUUUUAAAAACCGUACCUGAUACAAAAAGUGGAAAACUGUACAUUUGCGUUUCAAAGUUUGCUGCAGUGACCAGCAAUGAAUUUGACGAACUUCAACGUUCACAGAUAACACUUUUGUUUAUAGUACUAUCAUAUAUCUUUAUGAGAGGAGUUCCAGUUUCCGAAGAAUUUUUGGAAGAAUUCCUCAAGGGCUUACACAUAUAUUUCGACAAAAGCCAUCCCUUCUUCGGAUCGAAUAUUAAAAAACUUAUAACUGAAACAUUUGUAAAACAACUUUAUUUGAAAAAAACCAAAAGUGAAAAGGAUGCAGUUGAAAAUGAACUUUUUUACUCCUGGGGGUAUAGAAGUGAGGUAGAAUUCCCUAAAAAAGAUGUGUUAGAUGCUGUAUCUAAGUUGCUAAGCAAACCUGCUAAACAUUUUGUUUUGCAAAACAUGCAAGCAAACGCUCCUGAGCCAACAGAUUAGAUUUUUAAUUUUUUUAUUUCAUUAUGUAUUAGAAUAGUAUUUUUUUUAUAAACUUUUAGUGUUAAAUAAAAAAUGUGAUUACAAAAGUA